AUGGUGAAGACAGUGAAGGAGCACAGUGAGGGCAGUGGAGCGGGCAGUGAGGACAUUGGGGAGGGCAGUGAGGACAGUGAGGGCAGUGGGGAGGGCAGUGAGGACAGUGAGGACAGUGGAGCGGGCAGUGGGGAGGGCAGUGGGGAGGGUAGUGAGGACAGUGGGGAGGGCAGUGGGGAGGGCAGUGAGGAGGGCAGUGGGGAGGGCAGUAAGGGCAGUGAGGACAGUGGAGAGGGCAGUGAGGACAGUGGAGAGGGCAGUGAGGACAGUGAGGGCAGUGGGGAGGGCGGGGAGGGCAGUGAGGGCAGUGAGGGCAGUGGGGAGGGCAGUAAGGGCAGUGAGGACAGUGGAGAGGGCAGUGAGGACAGUGGAGAGGGCAGUGAGGACAGUGGAGAGGGCAGUGAGGACAGUGAGGGCAGUGGGGAGGGCGGGGAGGGCAGUGAGGGCAGUGAGGGCAGUGGGGAGGGCGGGGAGGACAGUGGAGCAGGCAGUGGGGAGAGCAGUGGGGAGGGCAGUGGGGAGAGCAGUGAGGGCAGUGAGGACAGUGAGGGCAGUGGGGAGGGCGGUGAGGAGGGCAGUGGGGAGGGCAGUAAGGGCAGUGAGGACAGUGGAGAGGGCAGUGAGGACAGUGAGGGCAGUGGGGGCAGUGGGGAGAGCAGUGGGGAGGGCAGUGGGGACAGUGAGGGCACUGAGGGCGGUUGGGAGGGCAGUGAGGGCAGUGAGGACGGUGAGGGCAGUGGGGAGGGCGGAGGCCCCGCAGCUGCAGCCUGUGCCCAGCUGCGCUUCCCGGCCCCAGGGACACCAGGCCGGGCUGAGCCGGGGCAGGAGCGGGGAGAAGCCUUUGUGCUUAAUUGA
This is a messenger RNA of Poecile atricapillus (Black-capped chickadee), 855 nucleotides long. RefSeq names its product S-antigen protein-like. The record is from RefSeq and is a predicted model, not a curated record. The transcript has a single exon. Lineage: Eukaryota; Metazoa; Chordata; Aves; Passeriformes; Paridae. The coding region runs from base 1 to 855 and encodes 284 amino acids.